Messenger RNA from Boleophthalmus pectinirostris (great blue-spotted mudskipper), 1892 nucleotides. It is a transcript of the gene prdm6, whose product is annotated as PR domain containing 6. The record is from RefSeq and is a predicted model, not a curated record. Gene Ontology annotation, cellular component: nucleus. NCBI's taxonomy places the organism in Eukaryota, Metazoa, Chordata, Actinopteri, Gobiiformes, Gobiidae. Gene Ontology annotation, molecular function: protein binding; histone methyltransferase activity. The transcript has 9 exons. The coding region runs from base 1 to 1395 and encodes 464 amino acids.
AUGUUUUAUGUGUUUUAUGAGGGAGCAGCAGCGUCUGUAGAUUUUUCCGCGUGUUGUCGUUCGUCUCGUUCGGCGUCUCGUUCGUCUCGUUCGUCUCGUUCGUCUCGUUCUGGAGCGAGUGACUCUGAGGUUGGAGAUUUAGGGGUCAGAGGUUGUGACAUGUGCGCUGACAACAGAAACGGCGAGUGUCCGAUGCACGGGCCUCUUCACUCCCUGCGCCGCCUGGUGGGCACCAGCAGCACCGCGGCUCCUGUGGCUCUGCCCGAUGUGCCCGACUGGCUCCGAGACCUGCCCCGAGAGGUGUGCCUGUGCACCAGUACGGUUCCGGGUCUGGGUUAUGGGAUCUGUGCGGCGCAGAGGAUUCCUCAGGGGACGUGGAUCGGUCCGUUUCAGGGGGUUCCUCUGCUCCUCGAGAAGCUCCACAGCGGAAUCCUGAGGAACUCCAGACACCUGUGGGAGAUCUAUGACGCAGAGGGGACCCUGCAGCACUUCGUCGACGGGAACGACCCGAGUAAAUCGAGCUGGAUGCGCUACAUCCGCUGUGCGCGACACUGCGGCGAACAGAACAUGAUGGUCGUACAAUACAGGUCGUGUAUCUUCUACAGAGCCUGCAUGGACAUUCCCAGAGGCACCGAGCUGCUCGUCUGGUACAACGACUCGUACACGUCCUUCUUCGGGAUCCCACUGCAGUGCAUCGCCCAGGACGAGAACUUGAACGUUCCGGCGUCGGUGGUGGAGGCCAUGUCUCGUCACGAUUCUCUGCAGCCGUUCUCCAAAUCCUCCAAACCUUCCUCCUCCUCCUCUUCCUCUUCCUCCUCCUCCUCUUCCUCCUCUCCUCCUCUGCUCCUGCGCUCCAUGGUCUUCCCUCAGUCCCCGUCUCGGACCUUCUCGCUCCUGGAUAAGGUGGGCUCGUCCGUGGUCCAGUCGGAUUCGGGCUUUUCGUCUCUGGGCUCCAAACACCAGCGGGUCUUGGCCAGUCCCACGUCCACGAGUCAACUGAGCUCCGAGUUCAGCGACUGGCACCUGUGGAAGUGCGGCCAGUGCUUCAAGACCUUCACCCAGAGGAUCCUCCUGCAGAUGCACGUGUGCCCGCAGAACCCCGACAGGCCGUACCAGUGCGGUCACUGCUCGCAGUCGUUCUCGCAGCCGUCGGAGUUGAGGAACCACGUGGUGACGCACUCGUCCGAUCGACCCUUCAAGUGCGGCUACUGCGGCCGCGCCUUCGCCGGCGCCACCACCCUCAACAACCACAUCCGCACGCACACCGGAGAAAAGCCCUUCAAGUGUGAGCGCUGUGACCGGAGCUUCACUCAGGCCACUCAGCUGAGUCGUCACCAGCGCCUCCCCAACGAGUGCAAACCUCUGAACGACUCCGAGUCCAUCGAGGUCGACUGAGAAACCGCCGCCGACCAAUCAGGAGCCAGCGUCCCACCGCCGACCAAUCAGGAGCCAGCGUCCCACCACCGACCAAUCAGGAGCCAGCGUCCCACCUCUGAGAAACCUCCGACCAAUCAGGAGCCAGCGUCAGAGUUUUGUCGUUUCUGUUCCGGUUCUUUCUCUCGUCUCAGAGCUUCAGAGAGACCAGUGCUUCCAGUUAGCGUCACCCCCCAGAGACUGUGGAUGACAUCAUCACCAGGCCCCGCCCCCAUCUGAGAUUAUGACAUCAUCAAAUCAAACCUGACCGCUCCACGCCGCCCCCUCCUGACCAGGGACGCAACGAUACGGUUUUCCCACGAGCCGAUACGUGUCUCGAUACACGAUUCACGAUAUCGACUCGAUUUUGAUUCGUUUUAAGACGCAAAAAAAAAAAAAAAAAAAAAUCUUUAAAUUUUUUCUGCUGAUGAAUAAAAUUUAAUCACACUGAUAUUAACGGCAAAAAGAGAAACGUAAAA